AUGGAUUAAUAAGUUUCGUUGCAACCAAAGGGGCGUAUUGGCCUUUCAGGUUGGACUUGCAUCUUCUUGGCCACCUUGUUACAUACAUUUAUACACUAACCAUAAUCAAUCUCAGAAUUUACAUUUCUGUUCUCCAACAUCAUAGCUCCUUAUCCUUUCCCUUUUUUCCACAACGUUCAAAACUACGAUGGCAACAAUCAGAAAAGGGAAUGCGGUGAUAGUGACCCGAUAUGUAGAGAAGCCGAGGAGAAUAGCAGCCAAUCAUCAUCACCAUCACCACCACCACCACCACCAUGUUCAUCACACCAUCAAAAGAGCGGUAAUUCAUUGUGGACAUGGUGCUAAAGGUAAAAGAUUCAUUAACAGGAGAGCUGAGCUCCUUCAGUACUCUCACCGCCUUCGGCAAUCUGCAAGACUACCUGUGCUACAGACGACAAGUUCUGCCAACAAACACAAGUCUCCUCUAACCAAAGCAGUCAAUACUCAAAGAAAGCCGAAGGAUGGUGUAGCCUCAACUUGCUUUGGCAAUUGUAAACUAAUGAUUCCAAACAUUUUCAAACUUCUGAGUUUCCAAACUAAGAAAGCAAGUGCCAAAAAGAAGACAAGUAAUAAGAUUAAAGAAUUUAUGAAAAGCUUAGAGGGACGAAAGCGGCGGGGGUUUCUCUCUAAACUGUCCCUCACAUCCAGAAAGCAUAGAUGAAAGUCUGUAUCUCAUUAGCUAAUUAGAAGGAUUAUGACUAACAAAAGACUAAGAAAGAAGAACGAAUGAGCUCUAUCCAAUACUUACAGGUUUCGAAGCUGCCACUUUAUGUGACUACUUGCUGAAUUUUUUUCAUCUUUUCAGCAAGACAUUAACAAAAUUGUCUGAGUGGAUUAGUUCACAGGAAAUGUUAGAGCCAGUUUAUCAUUUGGAGAUAUAAAGCUCAUGCACAUGCAAAUGCAGAAGUUUAAAAUCCAAAGUGGCACUACAAUGUUGUAUCACAAAUGGAGAAACAACUUAUCAUUUAGUACACUUACCAAAUUACUUGGUGUACCAAAAGAUAAUGCAAUUCAUGCUGCAAACCUCGGUGACACAGAAAGCGAUGCUCACAAAAUUGGCAAAAGCAUGAAGACAGUUAAAGUUGGCGUAUAACUAGUAUAACUCUAUACACUUUUGUAAGCUUGUAAACAGAACAGAAUAGCUGAUAAUUACUGUAAGAUUAUUCUUUUCUCAUAUUUUACCAUAGCUACACUUCGUAAACAAAUCAUGUGAUAACUGUAUAAUGUGUCAAUGAAUUGAAGUCAUGUAAUUUGAUAAUUUUAGUCAGUAAUACAUUACUGCAUUGCUUCUGGGCAGUUCUAGUU
Cannabis sativa is the source of this 1344-nucleotide messenger RNA. RefSeq lists its product as uncharacterized. The coding region runs from base 188 to 700 and encodes 170 amino acids. The record is from RefSeq and is a predicted model, not a curated record. The transcript has 4 exons. NCBI's taxonomy places the organism in Eukaryota, Viridiplantae, Streptophyta, Magnoliopsida, Rosales, Cannabaceae.